Molecule: messenger RNA, 555 nt
Organism: Sorex fumeus (smoky shrew)
Lineage: Eukaryota; Metazoa; Chordata; Mammalia; Eulipotyphla; Soricidae
Gene: DDIT4L
Product: DNA damage inducible transcript 4 like
Exons: 2
Coding region: 1-555 (184 amino acids)
Biological process (GO): negative regulation of signal transduction
Cellular component (GO): cytoplasm
Source: RefSeq, a predicted model, not a curated record
AUGGUUGCCACCAGCGGAGCCAGCAGCAAGGGCCCGGCAACUGCCACCGGCUUCCACCCAGGCAACCUGCUCACCGACCUCGACUACUGGGACUACGUGGCCCCCGAGCCCAGCGAGGGGGUGUUCGAGGAGACCACUUGCCGGGGGCUGGCGCGGCUGCUGGAGAACUGCCUGUCCGCGUCCAAGCAGACCAAGCUCGGCUGCUCCAAGGUGCUGGUGCCGGAGACACUGACGCAGAGGGUGGCGAGGGACGUGCUGCGGCUGGCGGCCGGCGAGCCCUGCGGUCUGCGGGGCUGCGUCCUGCUCGUCAGCCUGGAGACGGGGGGCGGCUGCCGGGGCCUGGACCGCAUCGUGUGCGACGCCAGUGUGGUGCCCACCUUCGAGCUCACGCUGGUCUUCAAGCAGGAAAGCUGCCCGUGGACGGGCCUCAGGGCCUUCUUCAGCCGCGGCCGCGCCCCCAGCCUCGGGCGGACCCUGGUGCUCAGCUCUGGCUUCCGGCUGGUGAAGAAGAAGCUUUACUCCCUGAUUGAAGCGACGGUCAUCGAGGAAUGCUGA